GGUGAUUGGAAGCUCAAAAAGAUCUGUCUGGGGAGGGCGUGCGUACGCGACACCGUGCCCGGUGCGCGCAGGUCGGUCAGGGGAAGCGCGUGCACGUGCACUAGCUCGAGAUUGCCCAACAGGUGUGUGUUUGAAGUUAGCUCCAGUCCGGCAGCGGGUCAGCGGGGCGCUGUGGGACCUGUAUCCGGCCUCGGAGCUACGCAGGCCGUAUAACUUCACCGAAGAGCCCCGGCAGGUUAACGCGGUCAGUUCGGUUUGCUGUUUGCGGAGUCAGCGGUGACCAUGCCGGUCAGAAACGGCUCCAUGAUGGACGUGCUCGCGGAAUAUGUGAAGAUCAAGGCUCAUUAUGGAGGAGACAUGCUGAUUUCAGAUCUGGACUCCAGCCUGACAUUCUCCGAGCUGUGUGAGGAGGUCAGGGAGAUGUGCGGAGUCCGCAGGGAGCUGCUAAUCACGCUGAAAUGGAUCGAUGAUGAAGGUGAUCCAUGCACUAUUUCCUCUCAGAUGGAGCUGGAUGAGGCAUUUCGGAUUUACAGCAGAAACAAGCGAUCAGGACUCCUGCUCCACGUAUUCCCAAGCAUUCCCGAGAAACCUGGAAUGCCGUGUCCAGGAGAGGACAAGUCCAUCUAUCGGCGCGGUGCUCGGAGAUGGAGGAAGCUGUACAGAGUGAAUGGACACCUUUUCCAGGCCAAGCGCUUUAACAGGAAAGCGUACUGUGGUCACUGCAGUGAGAGGAUAUGGGGUCUGGGGCGACAGGGUUACAGGUGUAUCAACUGUCGACUGCUGGUUCAUAAGCGCUGUCAUAAACUCGUCCCUCUGAGCUGUCAAAGGCAUAUGGAUCCAGUCAUGCCCUCCCAGGAGCCGUUGGUUGAUGAUAAAAGUGGAGAUGAUGAAGUGGAGCUCCCCCCGGAGGACCCGGAGGAGACAGACACCAUGCCCUUCUUGGCUCAUAACCGUAAGGUGGAUAAACCUGAGGAUGAUUCUAAGGAUCUGAAGGCGGUGGUGGACGGGAUGGAGGGGCUCCAGAUUUCAGAGGCUUUGGGUUUGGCUGAUUUCGAUCUGAUCCGUGUGAUUGGACGGGGGAGCUAUGCUAAAGUGCUGCUAGUUCGGCUAAAGAAGAACGAACACAUCUACGCCAUGAAGGUGGUGAAGAAGGAGCUGGUACACGAUGAUGAGGAUAUAGACUGGGUUCAGACGGAGAAGCACGUGUUUGAGCAGGCCUCCACCAACCCCUUCCUCGUGGGUCUGCACUCCUGCUUCCAGACGGAGAGCCGGCUGUUUCUGGUGAUCGAGUACGUAAAUGGAGGAGAUCUGAUGUUCCAUAUGCAACGGCAACGGAAACUUCCAGAGGAACACGCCAGGUUCUAUGCUGCUGAAAUCUGUAUCGCUCUGAACUUCCUGCAUGAGAAGGGCAUCAUCUACAGAGAUCUAAAACUGGACAAUGUGCUUCUGGACCAGGACGGUCAUAUCAAGCUCACGGACUAUGGCAUGUGCAAGGAGGGAAUCAGACCAGGAGACACAACCAGCACUUUCUGCGGCACUCCUAACUACAUCGCUCCAGAAAUCCUGAGAGGAGAAGAUUACGGGUUCAGUGUAGACUGGUGGGCUCUAGGUGUGCUGAUGUUUGAGAUGAUGGCUGGCAGAUCUCCUUUUGACAUCAUCACUGACAAUCCUGACAUGAACACGGAGGAGUAUCUUUUCCAGGUUAUUCUGGAGAAGCCGAUCCGUAUUCCUCGCUCUCUGUCUGUUAAAGCGGCGAGCGUGCUGAAAGGUUUUCUAAAUAAGGACCCCAAGGAGAGGCUGGGGUGCCAGGUCCAGACAGGCUUCACUGACAUCAAGUCCCAUACAUUCUUCAGAAGCAUCGACUGGGACCAGCUGGAGCAGAAGCAGGUCACUCCACCGUUCAAACCUCAGAUCACAGACGACUACGGCCUGGACAACUUCGACACGCAGUUCACCAACGAACCCGUGCAGCUAACGCCGGACGACGAGUGAGUGAACUCUAUAGUGCGACCCUCUACUGCUAGUGUGUGUCUAUGGAGGCUCUAAGGCUGUGCACUUGAUUCUAUACACCUGUUAGUAGUGAGUGUGUCUGAAACAGCUGAACUCAACAAUUAGGAUGGCUGUGCUAAUACAUUUCUCCAUAUAGUGUUUAACAUGUAGGUGUCAUGGAAUAUACAAGAGCCUUUAAAGGAGAAUGUAAGAAGAUAUGCAAAAAUCAAGAAAAUGCCCUCAGACCCCAGAGGGGAACUACUCCAAUUAAAAAAAAUUCUCCACAAUUAAGUGGUUAAGAUGUAAACAAAGUGGUUCAGAUUUUUUUUUUGGUUUCUAGAGAAACUUAUCGA
Messenger RNA from Pygocentrus nattereri (red-bellied piranha), 2342 nucleotides. It is a transcript of the gene prkcz, whose product is annotated as protein kinase C, zeta. Gene Ontology annotation, biological process: protein phosphorylation. The coding region runs from base 283 to 1992 and encodes 569 amino acids. The transcript is spliced from 17 exons. NCBI's taxonomy places the organism in Eukaryota, Metazoa, Chordata, Actinopteri, Characiformes, Serrasalmidae. The record is from RefSeq and is a predicted model, not a curated record. Gene Ontology annotation, molecular function: protein serine/threonine kinase activity; protein binding; ATP binding.